AUGAAGGUGAACAAUCCUAUUCGAAGACCCACGCCCGUGGCCAGCCACAGGUUCAAAUGGGGAGAGCAAAGUCUCCUGCAACACGCCCAGGCCACGUUCGAAUAUCACGAAGAAGACGCAGGCUCAAGCUCGAGUUAUUUCCACAUUGUGGCCGACGGCGUGUCGUCUCCUUUUGGCCGUCAGUCUCUCGCUGCAGUGGAUGAAACACCUGUGUCUUCGGCCAUACUGUCGGCCGAGGUCGUGAGGUGUGUCCGAGUGGCUUUAGAAGAGCUGACGAGUCACAAUAAGGAAUCAAUCGACCAAAAAGCCUUCGAGGGUGCAACAGUGGACGCCAUCAAGACCGCGAGGAUCAACUGCUUCCAACACCGGAAAUCCAGACUGGCCACGACGCUGGCCGUGUCGUAUUUCAACCGCUGGACGGGCAAACUCUUGACUUUUUCACUCGGCGACUCCAAAUGUCUGGUAGUGAGACGGGGAACUGUCGUCUACGAGACGCUUGCCGUGCUACGAGAGUUCAACGUCCCCACAGUCGUGAACUUGAAGGAACAGGUGGUGGCCAAGGACUACGUCGUACAGAGCUUUUCCUUGCAGGAAGGCGACGUGUGUCUCACCUUCUCGGACGGACUAGGAGAUAACGUAUACAAGGACGAUAUUACUGCAGCGUUGGCAGGAGAGGCGACGGGACUGCAGAGUGUUUGCGACCAGCUUGUCGGCAUGUCAAAGGUACACGCAACGUCGAAAGAAGACGGUGAUGGUCUGUAUCCAUUUGCCACAGCCGCAGUGUUGGAGUAUCGUGAACGAACUUUGGAGGAGACGGAAAUGGCAACUGGUCCUUUAGAUGCCAGCGGUGUGGACCACUUGGCCGUGUCACUUGAACUCAUGGAAAGACACAAAGGCAAACAGACGCUAAAUCGCCAUUUGCUGCUACGUCGGCCGUCCCGUAAACACCAUUAUUCCCUCGUGCAACUUAAACUGAUGGCCGAGAUGCAAACGAAGAAACCGGACGACAUUACGCUCUUCAUGACGCGUUUUGUGCACGUGUGA
Messenger RNA from Phytophthora infestans T30-4, 1044 nucleotides. RefSeq lists its product as uncharacterized. The transcript has a single exon. The record is from RefSeq and is a predicted model, not a curated record. The coding region runs from base 1 to 1044 and encodes 347 amino acids. Lineage: Eukaryota; Oomycota; Peronosporomycetes; Peronosporales; Peronosporaceae.